Messenger RNA from Saccostrea cuccullata (small rock oyster), 1303 nucleotides. Its product is annotated as DNA excision repair protein ERCC-1-like. Lineage: Eukaryota; Metazoa; Mollusca; Bivalvia; Ostreida; Ostreidae. Gene Ontology annotation, biological process: mitotic recombination; UV-damage excision repair; mitochondrial translation. The transcript has 2 exons. Gene Ontology annotation, molecular function: RNA binding; single-stranded DNA binding; damaged DNA binding. The record is from RefSeq and is a predicted model, not a curated record. Gene Ontology annotation, cellular component: ribosome; nucleotide-excision repair factor 1 complex; nucleus. Bases 148 to 1191 code for a protein of 347 amino acids.
UGGAAGGAACAACAUGGCAGCGUUGUUUCUCAAACAGACAUCAUGUUUACUGAAUGCAGUCAGUGAAAAUCUUAAAAGCAUAAUGUGUUGCUCAGAAAGCUCCAGACUUUAACUAAAGAAUACAUUAUAUCUACUACAACAAAAACUAUGGCAUCCAAAAGAAAACAAUUUAAAAUUCCAACUGCUGCUGAAGUAACAGAUAAUCCCAAUACUUCAUCAGUGAGCUCGUUCAGCAAAUUUCAAAAAAUGAAGAAAGAAGGAAAAGUGACUGAUGCAUGUGACCUUGAUAAAUCAUUAAGAGCUGACAAGAAAUCUGAAUCAAACUUAGUUCAACCAAAACCUAAACCUGCAAUGUCUGUCAUCCAAAGUAGGAAUGAGUUGCCACAGAGUUCAAAACCUGUGUUCAAAAGUGUGAAAGAGCAACCACAGAGUUCAAAACCUGUGGUCCAGAUUGGGAAAGAGUUGCCACAAAGUUCUUCAGAACCAAGCUCUUCAAAAUCUGUGAUUGAGACUGAUAUACCAUCAACAUCCACUGCUGCCACUGAAACAGGCAUACCAACAGCUGUUAAAUCAUUGAAUUCUAACAGUAUCAUUGUUAAUUCAAGACAAAGAGGAAAUCCAAUACUUAAGUUUAUCCGCAGCAUUCCCUACGAGUUUGGAGAAAUAAUUCCGGACUAUGAAAUGGGAAAAACUGCUUGUGCCUUGUUUCUUAGUCUUCGUUAUCACCAACUUAAUCCAAACUACAUUCAUGAACGCUUGAAACAAUUACGCAGGUACUAUGAGCUCAGAGUGCUAUUGGUGCAGGUCGAUAUCAAGGAACCCCAUCAUCUCGUAAAAGAAUUAGCAAAAAUUUGUAUCUUGGCUGACUGUACCCUAAUUUUAGCAUUCUCACCAGAGGAGGCAGGGCGCUAUUUGGAAACUUACAAAGUUUACGAGCACAAACCACCAGAGGCCAUCAUGGAAAAAACGGAAAAGGACUACAUGUCAAAGGUCACAGAGUGUUUGACCUCUGUAAGGUCAGUUAACAAGACAGAUGCCAUGACCUUGUUGAACACGUUUCACACGAUGGAGGGCGUGCUGAAGGCAACCCAGGAAGACCUGAGCUUUUGUCCGGGAUUCGGUCCACAGAAAGCCAAAAGAGCUUUUGACCUAUUCAAUGAACCUUUCCUUAAAUCUAAGAAAAAGAAAUGAAGGCAUGAAAUUUAUAUGUAUACCUAUUUUUAAAAAAUGUACAUUUCAUAUGAUUUGUUUCGUACAUGAUCAGCUCUGAAUGAAUGAAAUGUAUAAUAUACUGUAUACAGGG